Messenger RNA from Chenopodium quinoa (quinoa), 4766 nucleotides. Its product is annotated as pentatricopeptide repeat-containing protein At5g65560-like. The transcript is spliced from 7 exons. Bases 436 to 3177 code for a protein of 913 amino acids. Gene Ontology annotation, molecular function: protein binding. Lineage: Eukaryota; Viridiplantae; Streptophyta; Magnoliopsida; Caryophyllales; Amaranthaceae. The record is from RefSeq and is a predicted model, not a curated record.
UGACAUAAAGUGAGAAAUUGAGAAGAUUCCCUCUAAUUUAUAAUAGUCAAAAUAUUCUAAAUGCGGCUGACAUUAAGAAAGAAGGGGGUAGAUUUGUUUUUUUUUUUUUUUCUUCUUUUUUAUAAGUUUUUGGAGGAAAAAUAAUAAUAGCAGUUGAAUUUAGUGUAGCUUUAUUAAGUUGAAUUCAUAUUAAUUGAACCCAAAGGAAAAAGGUUUAAUUAAAUCCUCCGAGCACAUUGCUCCAAAUACGCAAAGGCCAGCCCAGAAAACAAAAAUCCAAAAUCCAAAAUCCAAAUCCCUACAAUCAUCCCUACAAUCCUCCCUCUAUUUCCCACAUAAUACAUCAUCAAAGCCGCUGAACACUCCGCCACUUCCAAAUCUCUGGCAACCACCCUUCACCGCCGGCAAACUCUCCCGACCCAAUCAUACCAUCUCAUGCAUGGACACCUCCGAUGCUCCUCCACUACGAUGAGAAUAUCCUCCUCCAUCCUCACCACCUUCACCACCUUCCGCCGCCGUAUUUCCACCACCGCCACCGCCGUCUCCGACAUCUCCGAUGACAUCACCUCCCUCCUCUCCUCCAUUCUCUCUCUUCCGAAUUGGCAAAAACAUCCCUCCUUCAAACGCAUCCUUCCUUCCAUUUCUCCCACCCAUGUAUCCCUUCUCUUUGACCUUCACUCUCUCUCUCCUCAAACUGCACUCUGCUUCUUCUACUUCCUCUCUAAUCGCCCCAACUUCCGCCACAAUGCUCGCUCCCACGCCUCGCUUUUGCCCAUUUUGGUUCGAGCUAAGGAAUUUCAAAGUGCUGAGAAAAUUAGGAUGUCGAUGAUCAGGUAUUGCGUUGAUGAUUCUGAUGAGGUUAGGAAUGUUUUAGAUUCAUUGAUCAAGUUGAAUUCUCGUGAUUUGGGGGAGUUUAGAUUUAGGUUGAAUCUCAGGUGUUAUAAUUUCUUGCUUAUGGCUUUAUCUAGGUUUAAUUUGAUUGAUGAUAUGAUUCGUGUUUAUAAUACUAUGUUGAAUGAUGAUGGAAUUACGCCCAAUAUUUAUACUUUUAAUACAAUGAUUAAUGGGUUUUGUAAGUUGGGGAAUGUUGAUAAAGCUCGGGUGUAUUUGAGUAGGAUUUUGGCGGCGGGUUUGAGCCCUGAUUCAUUUACGUAUUCUUCAUUCAUUUUAGGUUAUUGUAGGAAUAAGGAUUUGGAUAGUGCUUUUAAGGUGUUUAGGGAGAUGCCGCGGAAGAAGUGUAAGAGGAAUGAGGUUUCGUAUAACUAUAUUAUUCAUGGUCUUUGUGAGGAGGGUAGGAUUGAUAAAGGGUUGCAUUUGUUGUCUAAGAUGGAGGUGGACAAUUGCCAGCCCAAUGUAAGGACAUAUACAAUUCUUAUAUCUGCGUUAUGUGGAGCAAGUAGGGGAAUUGAAGCGAUGAAAUUGUUUGAUGAGAUGAGAGGGAAAGGAUGUGAGCCAAAUGGUCAUACUUACACCGUGUUGAUUAAUUACUUGUGUAAAGAACAUAAGCUUGAUGAGGCUAGGAAGUUGUUUGAUGAGAUGUCAGUGAUGAAAGUGGUUCGUAGUGUUGUUACAUACAAUGCCCUGCUUGAUGGUUAUUGCAAGCAAGGGAAGAUUGAAGCGGGAUUCCAGAUUUUUAACCUAAUGGAGAUGAAUGGUUGUUAUCCUAAUGUUCGAACUUACAAUGCAUUGAUAUGUGGGAUUUGUAGAAUUAAUAAAGUACCUAUAGCUAUGGCAUUGCUUGAUAAAAUGGCUGCACGUAAACUAACUCCUAGUUUGAUUACAUAUAACUUGUUGAUUAAGGGGCAGUGUAAAGAUGGGCAUAUAGAAACUGCUUUUCGAUUGCUUGAUUUGAUGAAGGAAAGUGAGGUGCAACCUGAUGAAUGGACUUACAGCACUAUUAUUGACUCACUUUGUAAAGCGGGAAGGGUCCAAAAGGCUCGUGCCAUUUUUGACACUCUUAAGGAGAAUGGUGUAAAGGCAAAUGAAGUAACUUUUACUGCACUAAUUGAUGGUUAUUGCAAGGCAGGAAAAAAUGAUUCUGCCCAUGCCUUAUUUGAGAUGAUGCUCGAAGAGAAGUGCGUGCCAAAUUCUUUUGUCUACAAUGUGCUCAUUGAUGGCUUGUGCAGAGAGAAAAAAUUGAAUGAGGCUUCAUUGUUGUUGAAGAAAAUGAUAGUUGCAAAUGUGAAGCCAGAUAUAUGUACAUAUUCAAUAAUUAUUAAUGGAAUUCUCAAAGAUGGUUCUCUUGAUGUUGCUUAUGGAGUUCUAGAGCAGAUGCACACUGCAGGUUAUAAGCCUGAUGCUUGCACAUAUACUACAUUUAUCCACGCUCACUGUAGCAGGGGAAACUUAGAGGAGGCAGAAAAUUGGAUGAAGAUUAUGAUUAAAGGAGGCGUUUUGCUAGAUGUUGUCACUUACACUGUCCUUAUUGACGGGUAUGGUCGCCUAAGAUCACUAACUCAAGCCUUUAAUGUCCUCAAGCAAAUGAUGGAUGCUGACUGUGAACCUUCUGAGCUUACUUAUUCUGUUUUGAUUAAGCAUAUUUUGAAUGAGAAGCGGCUAAUUAGUGAAGAAAAAGGAACUGGUACUGAUGUGCAUAUAAAUGCCAGUUCUUCUGAUGUAGGUUAUGUUUGGAAGGUGGUGGACUUUGAAACAGUUAUAGAGCUCUUAAAAAACAUGACUAAACAUGGCUGUGCACCGAGCAUUAGCACUUAUAAAACUCUCAUUGAUGGGUUCUGCAAGAGAGGACGAAUCAAGGAAGCUCAAUGGCUGGUUGAUUACAUGAAACAUGGUGGAAUUCAACCUGAUGAAGGUAUCCGUAAUUCCAUCAUAAAAUGCAACUGCAUGCUAGGAUUGUAUGAAGAAGCCUUCCAGCUGAUCAAUAACAUGGUUACAAUGGGUGAGUUACCACACCUGGAAUCUUAUACAUCACUUAUAUGUGGAUUGUGUGCUAAAGAGGAUAUGAAUCAAGCAGAGGCAGUAUUUUGCAGCCUACUUCGCUGUGGGUAUAAUAAUGAUGAGAUAGCAUGGAAAGUUCUGAUUGAUGGCUUGUUGAAGAGGGGUCUUGCCGAUAGUUGCUCUGAACUAGUUAAAGUCAUGGAGAACAAUAAUUGCCACCCAAAACCUCACACUUAUUCAAUGUUGAUUGAGGGUCUUCUAGGUAUUUCAGAGGGAAAAUAACCUAUGAUAUCACCGUGGCUACCAAGUCAGAUGUAUUCUUCUUUGGUUAUUUGUGCUCCAGUAUUUUUAUAAAUGGCAAUGUAGGAUGUUGAUCCAUGUUAUGGACCAGACGAAGAUAUUCAAACUGCGAUUCAUAAUUCAAGGGGACCAAGAUCUGCUUAAUUUGCUGCAGAGAUGAGCCACUCAUCCAUGGUUAAUGAGCUGCAACGUUACGCUGUCCUCAGAAAACGAGUCGAUGAGGUUGUGGGAAGAUUUUUGCGGGAAAGCCUUAACCCUUCAGAGAGUAUUAUAAGACACCUCAUUGAAAUGGAGAUGGAUUACAUAAACACUUCCCACCCAAACUUUUAUUGGUGGAAACAGAGCACUAGAAAUGGCUCAGCAACAAAUUAGAUUAUCACUGAUAGUUGUACCAGUUUCUAGACAAAGGGAUGGUGGUGAAUCUGACACGACUCGAGUUUCUGAAAGGAGUUCGAGAUCUAGAGCAAAUGUCAGGUCACUAGCAAAUGGCUUUAUUAAGCCACCAGCCAAUGGAGUGAUAUCGGAUCAGGGAGUUCGAGCAAGUACAGAAGCAGAAAGAAAUCGACCUACUGACUAUGUAUCUACAUUGAAGACCUUGUUAACACGUGUCAUUUUGAUAUUUCUAUCUGAAGAAACUACUGGAGAGUUUCCCUGAAUAACAAGAACAUGCUGCAUGACCCUCGGCAUUCACUACCACAUCUGGUCCGACAAUCACUUGAACAUUGUCACCAUUCUACUCAGAUUUCUUGUUAAAUGUCAAAUUCGUGACAAAUAAGAGUCUACUUAUCUUUGAUGGCGUGUGGAAUGCUCAGGAUGAUAGUGCGGGGCUAGGAUGUAUUUUUCGACAUGUUCAUUCAGCAGAAGUUUUGGGUGGUAGUGCUUGGGCUUGUCGGACUUUCGUCUGCUUUCAGGCUGAAUUGCAAGCUUGCUUAGGGGCUCUUCAGGCUGCUUGUCUAAAGGGGUUUCUUCAUAUUCUUCUCUAUACUGAUUGUGCUAAUGUGAUUUCUCUCGUGUCGUGCCUGAUCUGAUGAUAUUACUUGUCUUUGUAUUCUUGAGGGUACCAGGGCUAUCCUUUCAGAAUUUUCAGCUUGUCAGAUCCGUAAAGUACAUCAUUCAGCAUUAGAACUUGGCAAUGACUAAUUGAGAAGUAUUUCGGUUUCGAGGCUGCAGUUAAGACUAAAUUGAGAAUAAAAUAAGAACGCAAUUCUUGUUAGGGUCAUCACAUAACUCUAAUCAUGUAUGUUAUAAAUUUCUGCCAACAAAGAAUCGCCCUGUUAAAUUUUUCUACCUACACCGAAAUUUGUAAUAAUUCUGUGAACGAAUGGUUUAUGCUAUGAUGUAUUCCUUAUACCUUAACUUUUGUUUCUUUCUUUACUCCUAUGGUCCUGAUUUGCUAGGUUCCUCAGCUCCUAUCCUGCCUUUGACUGCUUUUCUCCAACAUUGCACCGUAGCAUAAGGAAUUCUGUAUGUGCGUCUAACAUGAUAUGUUUUACUUACACCUGUGACCUAUCCAUUCAUGUAAGCCAUAUUGGUGCCCUGAAAAACUUUGUCUCCAAUUUCCUCAGGCUGAC